CAUCCACGGGAACAUGAAGCACUUAUGGGUCUUUCUGUUUGUGGUGGCAGCUCCCAGAGGUAUUCUGUCUCAGGUGCAGCUGAAGGAGUCAGGCCCAGGAGUAGUGAAGCCCUCACAGACCCUGUCCCUCACCUGUGCUGUCUCUGGAUUCUCUCUCACCAGCUAUGAUGUAGGCUGGGUCCGCCAGGCUCCCGGAAAGGGGCUGGAAUGGGUUGGUGCAGUAGAUAAUGGUGGAAGCACAUGUUAUAACCCAGCUCUGAAGUCCCGGCUGAGCAUCACCAGGGACACCUCCAAGAGCCAAGUUUAUUUACAACUGACCUCUGUGAAUCCUGAGGACACGGCCGUGUAUUACUGUGCAAAAGGCACAGUGAGGGGAAGUUUAUACUAUUUCGAUUUCUGGGUUACCCUGUCCCUCACCUGUUCUGUCUCUGGAGUCUCUCUAAGCAGCUAUGCUGUAGGCUGGGUCCUCCAGGCUCCCGGAAAGGGGCUGGAAGGGGUUGGUGCAAUAGCUAGUAGUGGAAGCACAUAUUAUAACCCAGCUCUGAAGUCCCGGCUCAGCAUCACCAGGGAUACCUCCAAGAGCCAAGUUUAUUUACAACUGACCUCUGUGAAUCCUGAGGACACAGCCAUGUAUUACUGUGCAAGAGGCACAGUUCCUCCUCAUGUUGGAGAACAUUUUCUGGGAGUCAUGGAUCUCAUCCACGGGAACAUGAAGCACCUAUGGGUCUUUCUCUUUGUGGUGGCAGCUCCCAGAGGUAUUCUGUCUCAGGUGCAGCUGAAGGAGUCAGGCCCAGGAGUGGUGAAGCCGUCGCAGACCCUGUCCCUCACCUGUUCUGUCUCUGGAGUCUCUCUAAGCAGCUAUGGUGCAGGCUGGGUCCGCCAGGCUCCCGGAAAGGGGCUGGAAUGGGUUGGUGCAAUAACUGGUAGUGGAAGCACAUACUAUAACCCAGCUCUGAAGUCCCGGCUCAGCAUCACCAGGGACACCUCCAAGAGCCAAGUUUAUUUACAACUGACCUCUGUGAAUCCUGAGGACACGGCCAUGUAUUACUGUGCAGGAGGCACAGUGAGGGGAAGUCAGUGUGAGCCCAGACACAAACCUCCCUGA
Molecule: messenger RNA, 1105 nt
Organism: Loxodonta africana (African savanna elephant)
Lineage: Eukaryota; Metazoa; Chordata; Mammalia; Proboscidea; Elephantidae
Exons: 7
Coding region: 14-1105 (363 amino acids)
Biological process (GO): immunoglobulin mediated immune response
Cellular component (GO): blood microparticle
Molecular function (GO): antigen binding
Source: RefSeq, a predicted model, not a curated record